This is a messenger RNA of Mizuhopecten yessoensis (Yesso scallop), 1266 nucleotides long. RefSeq lists its product as uncharacterized. The coding region runs from base 93 to 1124 and encodes 343 amino acids. NCBI's taxonomy places the organism in Eukaryota, Metazoa, Mollusca, Bivalvia, Pectinida, Pectinidae. The transcript is spliced from 4 exons. The record is from RefSeq and is a predicted model, not a curated record.
UUCAUUCGCGCCCGGGACAAACCGAUCGGAAGGGCCUUCUCGUCAACUGUUGUUAAAGGUCUAGGAAGGCGUUUCAAAGCUGAAAUAGCAAAAUGGAUUUGAAAGAAUAUUCUCAAAAUAUAUCGAACUUCAUCGCUGGGAGUUACAUCACCUCCUCGCUCACAAUAGGUAGAGAUCUUGGCCUUUUUGAUGAGUUGAAAAAACUUGACAAACCCGUGUCUUCACAGCAGUUAGCAGACGCCUGCAAUCUGAAGGAGAGGUAUGUCCAGGAGUGGCUGGGCUGUAUGGUCGCCACCAGGAUCGUAUCAAUAGAUACCUCCGACAAAUACUUCAUCCCUACGUCACUCAAACCGGGACUUCAGGGAAUUGAGUUUGCCUUCCUUUUUCCUGUCAUUGGUACUUUGACUGCUAAAGCAAAGAAAUGCUUCAGAAAGGAUGGACCUCGAGGUUACCCCCUUGGUGAUGAGCCAGACGAGGUCUUUGACGUCACUGACGACAGGAUGUCAGAUACAGACACUGUUGUGACCCAGCUCCUGGAGCCAGCCAAGAAACUCACAAAGUCGAUGGUCACCAUUCUUGAUCUAGGAUCCGGAGCAGGAUGUUUAACUAGAGCGUUACGCAGGCAUUUUCCAGACGCAGAAAUAUACGGUGUUGACUACAGCGAAGUUGCAACAACCAAAGCCAUUGCAGCCGCCAAAGCGGAAGGCAUCAAAAACGUGAAGUUUCUAAAAGAGGACGCGACAUCUUUACCCGCAGACUGGAAAGGCAAGUUUGACUGGGUGAUCUUGUAUGACCUUCUUCAUGAUCUGGCUGAUCAUGUUAGUGUCAUGAAGGAGGUUAAUCGCGUCUUGAAGGACGGAGGUGACGCAUCCAUCACGGACCCGGAAGUACACAGUAACCAUAGGGAUAACGUCGGUGAUAGUUACGUGGCAGGAGUGGGAUACGCCCUUAGUUCCGUAUCAUGUCUCCCACGCAGUAUGGCGAUAGAAGGUGGAGCUGGAUACGGCGUAGGUUGGGGAACCGAAAACAAAGAAAAGUUUUUAACCAGUUCUGGCUGGCAAGUUAAGGACAAACGCCAUAUCGGAAGUCCUUUGGCUUGCAACUUCACAUGUAUCAAGGCAUAAGAGACAAGAACAAACAGAACGAUUUACUCUGUCUGAUAUAUUCCGCUUUAUCAAUCUGCAAGAUGAAUCGCCAUCAUGUUAGGACUAUAUGCUUUUGUUCCAAGUAACACGCGUGCUUUCUUUUAAUAAAGAUUUAACUGUU